AUGUAGAAUUAGUUUCCAACAUUGUCUACAAUGGGUAUUUAAUUGAAAGAAAUAUUUUAAAUUCCAAAAAAUAUCUUUAAAAGAGAAGAAAGGUAUAUAAAUGAUGAAGUAGUAAAGCAAUUUUCUUAAAAAGUUGCAAAAAAAUACCCUAAUUUAUAAGGGUUAAAAUUGAAAUUUGAGAGAAGCUAUAUUAAUAUAGAAGGAUUUAAGUAUUUAGGAAAGCUUUUUAAAGGAUUAUAAAACCUUAAAUAUCUCUAUUUAGAUUUAUUUAAUGCAGGAAUAACAACAUAUGAUAUCCAUGAAAUAGCCUCUUCAACUUCAUAGUGUAUGCAGCUAAGCUAUUACCAUAUAUACAUCAAAUAAUUGACUUAGAUUGAAAGUAGUGAUUUUACUUUGCUUAUAACAUCUGUAAAAGACCUUCCUUAACUAUAUGAUUUUGGGAUAGAGAUUCAAAAUAUUAUUUUAGAAAAUGAAACUUUUAGCGACCUCAACUAAAAUAUUAAAAAUUUUUACUGCCAUCUCAAUUUUUGCACUAUUAAUGAUGAUUAUUGUUUGGAGUACUUAAAGAUAUUUUUGAAAAAGAGCUACAAGUAACUUUAAUCAGUAAUUCUUAAAUUCAGUGACACAUUUCUGUCUUAGUAGAAUUUUUAAUGCAUUCAAUAUUGCUUAGAAAAUAAGUAGUUGUUUACUGUAGAAAUUUAAGUGGAGGAUUGUGAAUUAGAAUUGGAUGGAGAUUAUUUCAUAUAUAGACUCAAAAGACUAUAAAAUUUGUAAAACCUAAAUAUUAACUUUUGCGGAAACAAAUUGGCUUACAAAUCAGAUAAUAAAAAGACUUCUGAAGAUAAAAAGAUAAAAAGCUUGAAGAAAUUGAUUAUAAAUCUAGAGAGAGUUAAGCUUGCAGAAAAAAACUGUUUAUAGUUUUUAAAUAAUUUUACCUCAAAUGUAGGCCUUUAAGAAUUAUCGCUUAACUUUAAUGGGUUGAAUUACAAAAAUGAGUUUUAUAAUGACUUAGGAGAUUUCAUAAAAAAAUAAGCGAAUUUAGGUGAACUAAGCUUGGUGAUGUAGAUUAGCUGUAAUGAUUUUUAGAAGCUCAUAGAAGACAUCGCUUUCAACAAAUAAAAUUUAAAAAAAAUUCAUUUAGAUUGUAGAUAUGUGAUCAGUAAAAACGAAAAUUCAGUUGAAGAAAAAUAUUAAUUAUCUUCCCUAAACUAAAUCAAGAAUUUAUAGUCAUUCACUUUUCUAACAAGAAACAUAGGUUUUGAUUAAGAUGAUAUCAUCGAUUUAAUAGAUAAGUUACGAUUGAAUACAAGAAUCAAAUCCUUCGUUUGUUAUUCAAUGGAUUAGAAAAAAAAUGUGAAUUCGAUAUCUAGUUUGUGCAACUAUUUUAUUAAUUUACCUUACUAAUUCGAUAGAUUAAGUAUUAUUUUUGGGGUUAGUGAAAAACUUUUAAAGUAGUCGGAUAUUUUACUUGACUAAAUAGAGCUAACUAUGCAUAGAAUAGGAUAUAUUAUUUCUUUACAAAGCAUUGAAGUAGUUGAAAGUAAGUACAGCAUGAACAAGGCUUUUAAAAAUUUUUAGAGAUCUAUCACAAUUUAAAUACUUCAGUGUGUAGCUUUUAAAAUAUAGAUAUUUAAUGAAUUAACAUAUAAUCCUAUUUUUAUUUAUUAAGAUUUAUGUGUGUGA
Tetrahymena thermophila SB210 is the source of this 1683-nucleotide messenger RNA. RefSeq lists its product as hypothetical. The transcript is spliced from 14 exons. NCBI's taxonomy places the organism in Eukaryota, Ciliophora, Oligohymenophorea, Hymenostomatida, Tetrahymenidae. The record is from RefSeq and is a predicted model, not a curated record.